Messenger RNA from Balaenoptera musculus (blue whale), 936 nucleotides. It is a transcript of the gene CDR1, whose product is annotated as cerebellar degeneration related protein 1. Lineage: Eukaryota; Metazoa; Chordata; Mammalia; Artiodactyla; Balaenopteridae. The transcript has a single exon. The record is from RefSeq and is a predicted model, not a curated record.
AUGUAGGAAGACAUGGAUUUUCUGGAAGACAUGGUUUUUUUGGAAGAUGUGGAUUUUCUGGAAGACACCCCUUUGUUGGAAGACAUGGAUUUUCUGGAAGACGCACCUUUUUUGGAAGACGUGAAUUUUCUGGAAGACACACCUUUGUUGGAAGACGUGGAUUUUCUGGAAGACACGGCUUUGUUGGAAGACGUGGAUUUUCUGGAAGAUGCCGCUUUGUUGGAAGACAUGGAUUUUCUGGAAGACGCACCUUUGUUGGAAGACAUGGAUUUUCUGGAAGACGUGGAUUUUCUGGAAGACAUGGGUAGGUUGGAAGACAUGAAUUUGAUGGAAGACACAGUUUUGUUGGAAGACAAGGAUUUGCUGGAAGACAUGGAUUUCCUGGAAGACGUGGAUUUUCUGGAAGCCAUGGAUUUGAUGGAAGACAUGGAUUUUCUGGAAGACUUGGAUAGGCUGGAAGACCUGGAGGUCAUUGGAAGACAUGGAUUUCCUGGAAGACAUGGCUUUUCUGGAAGACAUCAAUUUUCAGGAAGACCCGAAUUGUCCGGAAGACCUGGAUUAUUUGGAAGACAUAGAUUUGCUGGAAGACUUGGAAGUUACUGGAAGACAUGAAUUUUCUGGAAGACGUUAAUCUCUAGGAAGACAUAAGUUUGCUGGAAGACCUGAAUUUACUGGAAGACAUGAAUUUUCUGGAAGACGUGGCUUUAUUGGAAGACCUGGAUUUAGUGGAAGACAUAGAUUUUGUCUGGAAGACAUGGAUUGAUUGGAAGACUGGAUUUGGUGGAAGACCUGGAUUUUUCUGGAAGAUCGGGAUUUGGUGGAAGACGUGGAUUUUUCUGGAAGACGUGGACUGAGAGGAAGACCUGGAUUUCUUUCUGGAAGACUUGGAUUUUUACGGAAGACGUAAAUUAGCUGGAAGACUUGGAUCUGGUGGAA